Messenger RNA from Rotaria sp. Silwood2, 207 nucleotides. NCBI's taxonomy places the organism in Eukaryota, Metazoa, Rotifera, Eurotatoria, Philodinida, Philodinidae. The record is from the annotation of a GenBank genome assembly.
AUGCCAAAAAGUCCUUGCCACGAGGAUGGAGAAGAAGAUGUACUCAUUGCACAAUGUUUAAGACGAAUGAAAGUUUAUCCGGGUGAUUCCUUAGACCCAUAUGGAAGAGAAAUGUUUCAUCCAUAUAAUUUCAGUACGCAUUUCAGCGGUCCAUUCACAGAAUCAAUGCAAAAAUGGGCAAAGAAUCCAGUGGUUGGCGUAAGUUAA